AGGCUCAACCUGUUCGCCGUUGUUUUUUUAACCACCAACGAAGAAGAAGAACUGACCGGAAAUAAACAAACCCAGACAAAGCUGAGUGGAGGGAAGAAGAAGAACUCGAACUCAUACCAGAGAGCUGCUGCACCAAAUCUGGUCAGGUUUGGGUAUGUGCAGCACCGGCAGCAGCAGCAGAGGCGUAUCCCACAGUAACCACCAUCAUGAUGACCACUAAGAGAUUAGACAAUUUUGAGGUGGUGUGUGAGUGGGAUUCAUGCGACUUCAAGGGCCACACCAUGGAGGAGCUGAGCGAUCAUAUGUCUCUACACCUGAAGGAUUACCUGGGAGACAAAGACGCCCUGGAGGAGCUGGAUGAGUAUGCUUGUCUGUGGAAAGGAUGUGAAUUUCUGUCCAUGGGUAGCCCUACAGAGCUGGAGGUCCAUGCUUACUUCCACAACUACCAUGGUAAGCUCAAGUUUGUUGGGUCGCAGCUGCUCAAGUCCCGUCCUGACCUGCCCAGCUGUAACCAAGGCUUGCACAGCAACAACCUGGUUCCUGAAGGAUCAGACGGAUACGUUUGCCAGUGGGAGCAAUGUGAUAGUACAUUUAACAACCCAGAGUGGUUCUACCGACAUGUGGACAAUCAUGUGGAAAGUGCAGAGCCACAGCAUUUGGCACAACAACAGCAGGCGCUCUUCUGCCACUGGGCAGGCUGCGAUGCCUUUUUCAAGAUCAGGUACCGACUGAGAGAACACCUGCGGAGCCACACUCAGGAGAGACUUGUAGCCUGUCCUACCUGUGGCAGCAUGUUCUCCAGCAACACGAAGCUAUUUGACCACCUUCACAGACAGGCCGAGCCAGUAGAGUCGCUGGUUUGUGAACAUUGUGGCAAAGCAUUUUCCAGUGAGAGGCUUUUGAGGGACCACAUUCGUCAGCAUGUAAAUCAGGUCAAGUGUCCCUUCUGUGACAUGACCUGCACCACUCUGGCAGCUCUAAAGAUCCACAUCAGGUUCCGCCACUGCGAUGAGCGACCGUUUCCAUGUGACUUCUGUGACAAAAGGUUUAAGAACCAGCGGGAUCUCCAAAAACACACCGAGGUUCACAAUGAAGGCACCGUGUACCACUGCACUGUGGAGGGUUGUGAUUAUUCUUGUCACACAUUUCAAACCAUGAACCACCACUUCAAGAGAGUCCACGAGGUUGGGGGGAUGUCUAAAUAUAAAUGCCAUAUCUGUGAUAAGGUCUUCUCCUGGUGUUACACUCUCACACUUCAUCUACGCAAGAAGCAUGAGCUGAAAUGGCCCUCUGGACAUUCUCGCUUUAGAUACAGGAAGGACGUAGACGGCUUCCUAAAGGUAAACAUGGUGCGGUUUGAGACUGUGGAAGUGACGAAGGAGAUCAUGAAGAACAUGGCCAAAAAGCCGCAGAGCCUACGGAAGAGUCAGAGGACGAGCAGCAGGAUCAAGAUGGCCGCAGUCGCACCGGAGAGCGGACGGAGCUCUCCCACGGGAUCCUCCUCGCCCUCCUCCAGCUCCUCCUCCUCGUACUCCUCGGAGCUCUCUGGAGGCGAGGACAUGUCGUCUCAGCCCAGCCCCAGAGGCAGCGACUCUCCCGUCUACUGCGUGAUGAGUACCAUUCCUCACAUUGAGGACGACCCUGGAGGACUGAUGCAGGAGGACUGUGAUGGUAGCGGGACUUCUGGAGCGGUCCAGGCUCUGACGGAGGUCGCCAGGGGCCUUGGUAUGGACGUGGUUUGAUCGUCCGUUCUGCACUGAGUCAGAUGUUCACACAGCUCUUUUUACACAUUUAAAAUGGUCUAUUUUAGUAUAUUUUGCUCUGAGACAUCAUUGGAACAGUUUCUUUUUACCCAAAGCUUCUUCAUGUUCUCCAGUGUUUAAAUGUGAUUUCCCUACACUGUUCUAAAAAUGAUUAAUUAUUAACUGGAACUUUGCUUCUUAAAUUCUUAAGAUUGCUCAUGACAGAGAUUACAUUUAUUGUGAAGCUCAGAUGAACAGGAUGAGUAAAAGCACUACAGGUCUGGUUGUCUGUCUGUAGCUGUCUCAUGUCCAUUUCACAGGACACUUUCAAGAUGUUGCUCAGUAGAGGAUUUCAGAGAAAAUUAUUUUUAUUGUCGCUUAAUUUUAUUGGUACAGAUUUUAAAUACAUUUUGUGAUACAAAA
Messenger RNA from Mugil cephalus (flathead mullet), 2165 nucleotides. RefSeq lists its product as uncharacterized. The transcript has 10 exons. Bases 207 to 1742 code for a protein of 511 amino acids. NCBI's taxonomy places the organism in Eukaryota, Metazoa, Chordata, Actinopteri, Mugiliformes, Mugilidae. Gene Ontology annotation, biological process: regulation of transcription by RNA polymerase II; anatomical structure development. The record is from RefSeq and is a predicted model, not a curated record. Gene Ontology annotation, molecular function: DNA-binding transcription factor activity, RNA polymerase II-specific; RNA polymerase II cis-regulatory region sequence-specific DNA binding.